Molecule: messenger RNA, 1089 nt
Organism: Colletotrichum costaricense
Lineage: Eukaryota; Fungi; Ascomycota; Sordariomycetes; Glomerellales; Glomerellaceae
Product: metallo-beta-lactamase superfamily protein
Exons: 3
Coding region: 1-1089 (362 amino acids)
Source: RefSeq, a predicted model, not a curated record
AUGUCACUGAAAGCUCCUGUUGUUACGUUGCCAGGAGGGAGGGAGACGGUGGUUGUCAAGAUGAUCAACCCUGUCAACUUUGGGCCGGCUAUCCUCAAGCGUUUCAUGGCUCCAGAUGUUCCGGGCCUGGAAACUUUCAAGACGUCUCCUUCUCUCUGCUUCCUUCUGGAGCAUCCUUCAGGUCGGAAGCUUGUGUGGGAUCUAGGGAUCAAGAAAGAUUACAACAACUAUGCGCCUUCGAUAACCAGUUACUUGCCAACAACAAAUUACGACAUACAGGUGAAGAAAAAUGUGGCGGACAUUUUGGAAGAAAGUGGUGUUGCUACGGAGGAUGUCGAAGCAGUAAUCUGGAGCCACUGGCAUUGGGAUCAUAUUGGCGACCCAUCCACAUUCCCGAAAACAACCGACUUGAUUGUUGGGCCAGGGUUCAAGGCGGCGAUGCUUCCGGGCGCACCUGCAAAUCCCGAAUCUCCUAUACUCGAGAAGGACUAUGCUGGCCGGAACUUGAGAGAAAUCUCAUUCGAAGAAGGGCCUCAGACCAUUCGCAUCGGGCGGUUUCCGGCAUUCGACUACUUUGGAGACGGCUCGUUCUACCUGUUAGACAGCCCAGGCCAUGCCGUGGGCCAUCUUUGCGGACUAGCCCGGACAACGCAAAGUCCGGACACAUUCAUUCUUCUUGGAGGUGAUGUCUGUCACUACGCAGGAAUAUUCCGACCUUCGAAGCAUCUGCCCGUUCCCGCGUCAAUCUCUCCACAUCCUUGCCGGCCACACGAAGACACCGCACUUUGUCCUGGCAGCGCUUGGGACGAGCUCCAGCAGUCUCGGGGCAGAGCCUCCACAGAUACGCUCUUCGAUGCAACGUUUGGUUUGGACCUUCCUAUGGUGGGAAGGACAGUGGGAUGUCUCCAAGAAUUGGAUUGUGACGAGAACAUCUUUGUCAUUAUAGCACAUGACUCGACAGUCAGAGACGGUGUGCCUCAUUUUCCAAGUGACCUUAACGACUGGAAAUCAAACGGCUGGGGGGAGAAAGUCAAAUGGUCUUUCUUUCGCGACCUAGAGUCGUACUGGGACUCGAAGGGGCUGCUGUAG